AACAUAUCCCAACAUCAUCAUCUUUAUCAAAAUCUUUUAUCGAAAACUUGCCAGAGGUAUAAAAAAAAAAAAAAAAUUGCCAGAGACUGAGUCAGAGACACCCAGACAGAAAGAUAGAACAACAAAAGUAUUUAGUAAAUAUACCUUCGAGAACUAAAAUGGCACUUCGUCUUUAUCAAAAACUUCGACACCCAUUUGUCCCUCCAAGUAAUCUUUCCAUUAAAGCCACUCCAACUCGCAGAUUCUCUGUUCACAACUCUAUCACUAUGCCACAAUCCGACCACUCACGCAAGCUAGUUUUGGAAGUUAAAGAGAAGCUUGAAAAAGAGUACCCUAGUCUCCCUAUAGGCAAAAAUGGAAGAGAUGAUGAAGAUAUGAUCCUAUGGUUUCUCAAGGACCGGAGGUUUUCCACCGAAGAUGCUGUUGCAAAAUUGACUAAAGCCAUUAAAUGGCGUCAAGAAUUCAAGGUGUCUGAAUUGUCUGAAGAGUCAGUGAAAAAUGUAGCUCAAACUGGAAAGAGCUAUGUGCAUGAUUUUCUUGAUGUCAAUGACAGACCCGUGCUUAUAGUAGUGGCAUCCAAGCAUUUUCCUGGAAUGCAGGAUCCUGUAGAGGAUGAGAAGCUCUGUGUGUUUCUGAUUGAGAAAGCAUUGGGUAAGCUUCCAGCUGGGAAAGAAGAAAUUCUCGGAAUAUUUGAUCUUCGGGGCUUUGGCACCAAGAAUGCAGAUAUUAAGUUUUUGACUUUUUUGUUUGAGUUGUGUUACUAUUACUAUCCAAAGCGAUUGGGCCAAGUCCUCUUUGUGGAAGCUCCAUUUGUGUUUAAGCCAAUCUGGCAGUUUGCCAAGCCCAUGAUGAAAUCAUAUGCUUCUCUGGUGAGAUUUUGCUCAGUGGAUAUUGUCAGGAAGGAAUAUUUUACAGAAGCAACAUUGCCUGCUAGCUUUAGAGACUGAAAUGGCUUAUUAAAAUACAAAUUUUUAGUUGUGCGUUUCAUGAUUUGGAAUUUGAGAAGAACUGCAGUGGAGAUAGUUCACAACUUCUUCAGGAUGACUGGGAUUUUACAGGUUGAACUUAUUCAAUUCUUCCUAGUCCUGCACUUCAAUGGAAUAUUGUUAAGCCAAUAUGACAGAAAAAUGCCUUUCUUGAAGAUUUGUGCUAAGUAGGACAAAAGAACUGAUCUAGAUCUCUUUAUUUAUUUAUUUUUUUUAAAUUGUAUUAAAUAGGAGAAAGGAUUAGAGGUCUGAGAUGAAAAUAGGCUCAAAUCUAUUACUAUAAAAGGCUUAUUAAGCCAAAUUGUGGACUGCCAAGCA
This is a messenger RNA of Quercus robur (English oak), 1304 nucleotides long. RefSeq names its product CRAL-TRIO domain-containing protein C3H8.02. The coding region runs from base 159 to 947 and encodes 262 amino acids. The transcript is spliced from 7 exons. The record is from RefSeq and is a predicted model, not a curated record. Lineage: Eukaryota; Viridiplantae; Streptophyta; Magnoliopsida; Fagales; Fagaceae.